Messenger RNA from Nymphalis io (European peacock), 4306 nucleotides. RefSeq names its product protein lingerer-like (gene lig). Lineage: Eukaryota; Metazoa; Arthropoda; Insecta; Lepidoptera; Nymphalidae. Gene Ontology annotation, molecular function: protein binding. The transcript is spliced from 27 exons. The record is from RefSeq and is a predicted model, not a curated record. Bases 191 to 2983 code for a protein of 930 amino acids. Gene Ontology annotation, cellular component: cytoplasm; nucleus.
GUAUAAUUAAGGUGUAAAAUGGUGUCGUGCACGUUUAUUUCGUUAACAAAGACUGACAUUUUGAUACCAAGAAAGGUGCUUCAGGAAUGGCGUCCCCCACAUGUGCCGCCUAUUGAAUUUCGUCUCCUUUGGAAGUUUGAGAAAUUGAUGACCUGCUUGUAAAUAGAGGCUGUAAAUAUAGCAGAUAAAGAUGAGUUUGGGUGCGCGCGCCACCAAGGGUGGUGCGAAGAAGGAUGGGAAACAGGACAAAGGCAAGGCCGCAGAAAAGCCUCAGCCUAAGGAAAAGACGAAACCACAGGCAACCACAGAACAACUUCGUAUGGCAAAUAUGAUCGACUGCAAAAGCGAAGAUCCGUCUGACGUACGAAGAAUGGUUACCGAACUCAUGGAUAUGACUCGACGUACCGAAGAAGAGGUCUGUUCAGCACUACAUGACACCAACAACGACAUGGCAGCUGCUUGCAAUCUUCUGUACGAGGAGAGUCAGCGGAUACAGGGUGAAUGGCAAACCAGAGAGAAGAAGAAGAAAAAGCCCGCUUCGACCGCCGGCAACGGAGACGUGGAGGCGCCGCGAGACACCGCCCGCAGCCGCUCCGGGCCGCGCACACGACGCGGCGAGGGCGAGGGCGGGGCGGCGCGCGGGCGCGGCGCGGGGCGCGGGCGGGGCGGCGCGCGCGGCGGGCGCGGCGCGGGGCGCGGCGCGCGGCGGGGCGCGCCGGCCCGCGCGCACGCGCCGCGCGACGGCGCCGACUGGCCGCACGCGCCCGACACCGGUGGCAACAUCGACUCAUUUCCUACCACAGAAGACUGGGACAAUGAGGAGUGGUCUGGCUCUCUUUCAGAUACUAAGGUGUUCACGCCGAGCGUGAAUACGCAGAACGCAGGCAGCGACGCAGACGGCACGUCCGCACAACCGCCCGCCACAGAGGAUUGGGAGUGUACCGCGGAGACAAAUGGUCCACGGGAACCUCACAUCCCAACUUACACCUACCACAAUACACAGCAACACAUCCCGCCGCAACUGAGCGCAAACAGCGCCCCGCCGCCCAAAAGCGAACCCGACAGCAAUUACCAUGCGCAGCACCACCAGCCGAUGGGUAUGUCAGGAAGCCUGAGUGCGGCGCAGACGCAGUACCUGUCGCAGCUCACGCAGCAGGCGCAGAGGCACGACGCCAGUGUCUACACGAGCAACUACGGCGUGUACGGCGACAUUUCCACACAGCGCAAGACGCAGCGAGUACGAGUACCGCCGCCAUCUAAGAUCCCGUCGUCGGCGGUGGAGAUGCCGGGCGGGCCGGAGAGCGGCGGCGGCGUGUUCCUGGACGUGCAGUUCGGCGCGCUGGAGUCGGACGCGCUGCACGACGCGCCCGCCGCCUGCGCGCUCGCCGCGCCGCCCGCACCGCCCGCGCCGCCCGCGCCGCCCAAGCAGGUCACACAAGCAGAAACACAGCCAGUAUCCUCAAGUCAUGAAACAACGACAGAGGCCCCAAGCAACAGUUAUCCCAACACAAACAGUAUGCAGUUAAGUGAAAGCUUAUCGGUAGCAGAAACGACGCCAGUGAGUCAACCGGUUACGACAGAAUCUACAGUUACAAACAGCACAUCGCUGGACAAGCUGUCGGCGUCCAUGAAGCAGCUGGGCGUGGCGGGCGCGGCGGGCGCGGCGGGCGCGGCGGGCGCGGCGGACGCGGCGCCGCCGCAGCCGCACCACCACUACGCGCACCACCGGCCCAAGACGGUCGGACAGCAAAACGUGUACGCCCAUCACGCAGUGUCGCAUCACCCGCCCGUGUACGGAGCUAAUGUUUACGCGCAACAGGUGAAUUCCACAAACGCGUCGCUAACGGGCGCCUCGCUGGCGAGUGCGUACCCCUCCAGCGUCACGCUCACACAGUACCAGCCCAUCAUCAACUCCUACCAGCAGACGCCGGCGUCGUCGGCGGUGUCGGGCGUGACGGCGGCGUACGGCGGCAGCGCGCUGUACACGGCGGCGCCCUACUCCGCGCACCCCGCGCCCUACCACCACCCGCCCAAGCACCACAAGGACGCGCAGCCGCAGUACGACAGCUCCGUGGCCGCCAGCAACAGCCUGACCAGCACGUCCACCACGCAGACGUCGACGGCCAAGGUGGCCACCACGACGGUGAGCGGCGCGGCCGGCGCGGGCGCCGCGUCGUCGGCGGCCAGCUCGGCCGGCGCUACGGGCGCUACGGGCGCGGCCGGCUACGCGGGCGGCGCGCUCUACGGCGGCGCCUACGCCUACGACGAGCAGCUCAUGAGGAGUGGCCUGCCGCACCACAUGGGUGGAUACUAUGAAGUUGGCUACAGUGCGCGGGAAGGAACAUUUGGAUUGGGAGCUGGAGAGAGGUUUGGUAGGACAGACGCUGCGUCACCUCAACAGGUUCCUGCCGCGUUACCUCCAGGCUAUGCAUACUUCUACCAACCACCGCCUACAACGUACCAGUAUGGUGUCUAUCCCACGUACGGUGGUGGAUCCAGCGUAGGGGGUGUUGGCGGAGUGGGAGGAGUCGGUGGUGUAGGCGGAGUUGGAGUUGGCGGUGUGUCCGGCGGUGGUAAGGUUUCUGCGUACUCGCAGCAGCAGCAACCGCCCUACGACGCGCAAGACACUUACAAACCUGGCGGCCCCUACACGGGCAGCGCCAGCAAGGCGGCGGCCGGCGCCACCGAGCUCUCCAGCGCCAUGUACGGGAAGGCGCACGUCGCGCUCAACAAGGUCAAUAGCUACGAGAAGGCCGGUUUCCACAGCGGCACCCCGCCCCCCUUCGGCGCCGGCUCGCACCUGUACAUCCCCGCGCCGCCCCACCACCACCCGCACCACCACGCGCCGCAGCAGCACCAGAUGGAUGGUCGGGUGAACAGUAGUCAUAAUAGGCGGGAGAGCGGGUCUGCGGGUCGCUCGGGCGCCGCCAAGCCGGCCGCCAGCAAGCCCUCCUACUCGCAGUCCUACUGGGCGCCCAACUAGCUCUCCUGGCUCUCACCACACAAGAUAAACACGUGUACAUAGAAGGCGACCGCUCCCCUCAGAACUCAACUGUCGUCGGCCACGCCGGCCGCGCCGGUCGCUCCGGUCGCUCCGGCCGCCGGACCCGUCGCCGGCGUACCCGCACUGUCCUGUGUAACGUGUAAUCAUGUCAUUUGUCGCGUUAUCGUCGCGUGCGCACGAGAAACACUUGUUGAUAGAUAUUUGCAGAUUUAAGCUUAGAAUGACGCGCUCACCCCGUACCCGAUCGCUUCUAGGUAUUUUUUUUUUGUUAAGGUGACUCCUGCGGCCUUCCUGCGCGUUUCUAAUGUGUCAAUUUGUAUGGAAAUAUUUUAAAAGUAAAAUAAUUGAUAGUGUAUAGUGUCGAUUUGUAAAUGCUCUCCUAAAAUAAAUAUAUAAAACUAACGCGAAGCGAAUGCCGCUCGACUAGCUACGUAACACUUUGUAAUAUUGACGCGAAUACGAAACUUUUGUAUCGUUCGUGCUGGCGUGCUAUUUACUUGUAUAAAAUGUGACAAGCGUCGGGCGCACGUGUGGGCGUGUUAUUCUCCAAUCUCUCGUGCUGCUCGCGUGCGAACGUGACCUUGUGUAACAAGUGUACGAAACCGGCCCUCUUCAUUUUGUUAUGUGCGUGAUAUAUUAUAUAUACAUUAUUACUACAUAAAAACAGACAGUACGUGUAUCUAUUUAAACGUGUAACUGAUAUUGUAAAAUAAAAUGAAAGGUAAUUGAAUGAAAAGGUAAUCUAUGUUAAUAAAAUGUUUCUUUGGAAAUUCCUAGUGUAUUUAAGCGUCGGGGCGCAGCGUUUUUUUUUUUUAGUAAUAACAUUAUGAAAAUACAGCGUUUUAACGCGAGAUUAGGUUAGUUAGCUAUUAUUUGGGUUAUUUUUACGGCGAGCACACCCUGCGGGCCCAACGUGUACGCGCCGUGUUCCUGCCGCCCAGUGUGUGCGCGCCCUACGCUCCCGCCGCGUCCCGCGCGAGUCUCAUUUACGCGUAAGUCCGCUCCGUUAGGUUACUUUUUUUUAAAUAAAUUAACAGUAGUGCUACAUUUAUCUUUAUAUAUAAAAAAAUAUGUAUAUGUAUGUAAGCGUUUGGUGCGCUAUGCGCGCCGAAACUUUUGUAUUUAGUUGUCAUACUUUUUGUAAUUACAUAUUAUUAUUAAAAAAAUAAAAAUAAAUGGACGUUGUAGUUGGUAAUGUAACAAUCGUAUUAAAAUAGUCGAGGUCUUUUUUAUUGUGAAGGAAUGUCGAGAUGAUCUCGCAGGCAUUUGAAACUAUGAGGGAAUACACAUAUUGGAACAUGA